AUGACAACGUAUAUCAAUGCAUCGACACCAACUGGAAAUGAUCGUCGUAUUAAAUUAUUGAGUACAGAUUUAAUAUUUGGUGGUAUUGAUAAUGUUUUUGUUUAUCCAUCUCUUGAUAUCGAUAGAUUGAAAAAUGCUCUCAGUCAUACACUUUCAUCUUGGCUUAUUCUAACUGGUCGAGUUUUUAUCGAUGAUAAUGAACAAUAUUUUAUUGAAUUUUCUGAUAAAUCUAUUCCAUUUACUUAUAUCGAGAAUGAUCAACUUGAACAAUGGCCAAAUCUUCCUGUCGUUGUUGAUGAUAUGACAAUACUUCAACCAUUUAUUGAUUCAGUUCAAUAUAAACCAGAAAUUGAACCACUUCUUCGAUUGAAAGUAACUCGUUUAGUACAUAGUGGUGAAUAUAUUCUUGGUACAAGUUUUUGUCAUAUGAUUGGUGAUGCAAAUUCAAAUAUUCAUUUUCUUAAUGAUCUUUCUCAAAACUAUCAACAUCUUGAACCUUGUUUUCCUCAUCCAGUUUUUGAACGACAUCCAUUAGAUGAAGAAGAUCCCGAAGUUUCUUUAUUACCUAUUUUAAAAUGUUAUCAAAAUACCAAUACAAGAGAACUUGUCAUAGCUCGUAUUAUUAAAGAACAAACAGAAACUGAUUAUAUUAAUAUAUCAUUUUCUUCUAAACAACUCGCUCAAUUACAUACGCUUGCUGGUGGUGUUCAUAAUGGUGUAACAGCUCAUGAUGCAUUCUGUGCAUAUAUAAUUCUUACUAUGAAUAAAUAUUUAUUUCUUACCGAUGAUGAAUAUAUUCGUCGUACAUUUAUGUUAAUUAAUUAUCGAAAUACACCUGAUUCCUUAGCAACAAAUAGUAAUGUAAUAAAUGCCAUUAUAACUACAUUAUCUUCAGAUUUUCCGGAGCCACUAUCGUUGUCUAGUAUUGCUAAGACAAUACGACAAUUAGUUGAAACAACACGUCAAAAAGAUUAUCUUAGAAAAUUAGUUACUUCAGCAAAUAUUCUUAUGGCACAAUUCAUAAAAAAUGGACAUGUUAAUUUUGUUUGGGAUAAAAACGAAGUUAUAUUUAAUUCGAAUUUUAAAUACGACUGGGCAAAUGAAGCCAAUUUUGGAAUGAUAAAUCAAUGUCGAUUUCAUACUAUGGGUUUAUUUAAAUAUUAUUUUCGAAUAUUUCAAUUGAAUCCUGUGAAAGGAGAUGAUGGGAAUUGGACAAAAGAUAAUGGAGGUGUUGAAGUAGCUUUUCGAAUUCCAAAAGAACUAAAGGAAAAAUUUAUAGAAGCUUGCAAAAAGGAUGCCGCAGAAAAUUUUAUUAAUGUGAAAUAA
Molecule: messenger RNA, 1326 nt
Organism: Adineta steineri
Lineage: Eukaryota; Metazoa; Rotifera; Eurotatoria; Adinetida; Adinetidae
Source: the annotation of a GenBank genome assembly